This is a messenger RNA of Tetrahymena thermophila SB210, 9336 nucleotides long. RefSeq names its product transmembrane protein, putative. The record is from RefSeq and is a predicted model, not a curated record. NCBI's taxonomy places the organism in Eukaryota, Ciliophora, Oligohymenophorea, Hymenostomatida, Tetrahymenidae. The transcript has 30 exons.
AUGUGCGUAUAGCUGUCUUCUGAUAUUGUGGGAAUAGAUUCUGAUAGCUAAAAGUGCUUAUUUGAUAGAGACAUAGUUAAAAAAGUGAAUAAAUGUUUUGAUAUAGAAAAAAAGGGAAAAAGUUGUGUCUGCAAAAAUAAAUAAAAUACAAUGUGCGUAACUAUAACUGAAGACAUUUAAGAUGAAUAUAUUGGAAUAUAUAAAGAUGCUUAAAUGAAUUUGAUUUGCAUAGAAAAACAAGAUAUUGCUGAUCAAUUGAAAAUAGACUCUCCUCUAAUUCUAGUCAAUCUAAAAUUUGAGUAUUGCCUGAAAGAUGACUUUUCGUUAGAUGAGUUUUAUUAAAAACCAAACAGUAUGAAAUGUAGCUGCAAAUAUUAAUAUUGUCUAUCUAAUGACAUUUGUAUACCUAUGGAUUCUAAUUAAAAUGCAGCAAGAGAUAUUAAUUAAAAUUGUGCAUAACUUAAUUAAGAAGGGUAAAUUUAGUCUUGCUUUAGCGACAAAAGUAUUUGUUUACUAAAAAAUUCAAAUACAUAAAUAAACAAAUGCACGACUUAUGAUUCUAUAGAUGAAGUAAUUGGUGUAGCAUUUAUUAAUAAAACUAAUCAAUGUAUCUUCAAAGACAAAUACUAAGACUUAAUUAUCAAUAAAAAUUUAGUUUUUUUGAAAAGUAAUUAUUGCCUUUUUGAGUCAUCUCAUAUCUUAGAGGUUGGAGAUAUAAAUAAGAACAUCGUCGGAAGAACUUAAUAAUAUUUGUGUGCUUAAGAAAAUGAAUUAUUUUCUGAUGAUGAUAAUUUAAUUGAAAUGUGUAUUUUUGGAUUUUGUAUUUCAAAAUAUUCUUGCGUUGAAAUGGAUGAUUUAUAAAAUAUUUCUAAAAAACAUGAUAAUUCCUGCUCAACUAACUCAGAAACUGAUUUUAUAGAGUGUUUUUAUUCUACAGAAGACAAAUCUACAUGCAUUUUAGAGGAUAAUGGUCAGAAAUCUUGUGAAUUGAUGACAAUAGAUAACCCAAAAACAUUUGGUGCUAUUUAUAAAGAAAAUAAUCAAAUAGGAAUUUGCGUUUCUUAAGAUGUACGUAUUCCUAAAUAGUCUUUAGAUAGUUAAAAUUAAAAAUUAACAUGCUCUGAUGGUUCGUGUAUCUUGUAAACUGUAGAAUAAUAAUGCCAUGAUAAAACUUUGAGAAUUUUAAAAGAUGGAGAUGGUGGUGGUGGUAGCGGCGGUGGUAGUAGUGGUUAAAAAGUGUAAGAAUGCGUAGACGUGCUUUAUGUCUAAUGCACUAAAAUGACAUAUACUGGAAUAACUUCUACUUAAGACGACAAUGGCUAUUGCUAGCCAAGCUUUCCUUCAAAAAAAUGUCGCAAGGCUAAAUAAUGUUUAAUGAAUGGUGUCUGUGUUGAUAUGUCUUAAGAUACAUCCCUACCUAAUUUCGCCAAAGAAAUAAUAACUACCUCUUGUCUCCCUUAUUAAAGUAUUCAGGAAAAGGGAUAAAAAAUAAAGAGUUGCCCAACCGGUUUCUGCAUUAUUUAAGUUAAAAGUAAUUAAAGAUAUUGCUUUCAGCUAGGUGCUUACCUGGGAGAUACGUAAUAUGUAGGAUUAGAAAGUUUAUCUCAAAGAUGUCUGGCUUAGUUCGAAAUUAGUAAAAUUGGUAUUGAUGAAUGUGGAGAUCCAAAUUAUUGCAUAUUCUAAAUACCAGCAUUAUCUAAAUAGAAAAGCUAUCUAUGCCAUUCUUUAUAAUUAGAAAGCACUUCAUAUCCAGGAAAUAGAGUUCCUGCAAAAAAUAAAUUUGGGAAAUGUUAAGAUCUAUUUUUACCCUCCACAAUCAGUUGCGUUGAUGGUUUUUAAUGCAUCAAUGAUAAAGGAGAAUGUCAACCUUUAAGUAUUAAUCUACCGAUUGCUAGAGAUGUUAACUAAUAAUGCUAACCAGCAUAUACAGAUUAAUCUUUAUAUUGUGCUGAAGGCUAUUGUUUGCUAAAUUAAGUUUGUCUACCUUUGUCAAUUUAGAAUCCUGGGAGAGAAGAUAAAACAAGUAAAUGCCUCUAGGAAAGAGAAAAAGGAGUCUUUGGUGCUAUAUAAUGUUUUAAAAGCUUUUGUUUGACAGGUAUUUCAGAUGAACCUCAAGAUUAAUAUUGUGCUCUAAUAGAUUAUAAAAUUAGUUCUUAAGUUGGCAGAUACAAAUAAUCCUAAAAAUGUGUUAAAGAAGAUGACAAUGAUAACGCUGUUAACAAUUUUAAGAUUGAAUAUUGUUACAAAGGAUAAUACUGUAUGAGAAAAGAUGGUUAAGGAAUUUAAUUUUGUUCCAAAGUAUUGAGCAAUGAUAUUGUUUGUUCUGAUGAAAACGGGGCUUGUAUAUUUUCUAAAGAUCCUAUACAGAAAUGUUCAAGCUGUUCUUACACACAAUGUUUAGACAAGUACACUUAAAAGUGCAUUAAUUUAGGAGUAGUAUACUGCUAAGAUAAUAAUGGAUUUUGCUCUAAUUUUUAGUGGUUAAUUUAUCCAUAUUGCGUAGUUUGUCCUAAAUAUUAUUGCUUAAAUAAAAGAACUUAGAGAUGUACUUAUUAUAAGUAUAUGUAAAACUUAUAAUAUUCUUAAACCAACUGUCUUUACUAGUUUAGAUAUGACGAAGAAUGCAUAUUGUAAGAUAUCAACUCGGUUAAUAAAUAUUAAGAAAAUCUAUGCAUUGAUAAAAACUAUGUUUGUUUACUUAUAGCUGAAGCACAAAAAACAAAAAAUUGUCUAUUCUGUCCAAAAUAUUAUUAUAAUCCAGGAGAUGGAAUUUGCUAUUAAAAAUCAAAUAAUAAAAAUUACCCUUACUUUAAUUUAGAUAUUUAAUAUGUAUCUGAAGAUUGUUACCCAAAAAAUGAUUGUUCAAUUUCAAACUAAAAAUGUCCUGAAGGAUGCUAGAAAUGUGAUAAUCUAAAUAUGUGCACUCAAUGUAAAGAGGAUUAUUUCUUAUAUUAAGAUAAAUAGACUUAAAAUUAAUUUUGUAUUAAGUGCGAUACAAAUAUAUACAGCAACAUAAGUUAAGAUCCAAUUUUAAGUUAAUAUGGCACUUAAUUUUAUAAAUGUGUAGAAUGUAACAUUCAAGAUGAAGACUGGAAUUUAAACACUUGGAAAAAUAAGAAUUGUGCUAAGAUGGUAGUAUAGAUUGCAGGAAUAAAUAGAUUUACAAAUAACUACUCUAAAUUUUUGUAUUACAGCAUUCAAAGUGGAAAUUCUCAAAACUUAGAUUCAAAUUAAGCUAAUAGACAACUUGCUAACCUCGUGAUAUAAAAAAGGCAAGUUUCUCCUUUUGCAUGUUCCAAUCUAUGUAUAAGGUGUGAAUCAAAUCCAAGUAAAAAGCCAUACUGUUAUAGAUGCAUUGAUUAUUAUUACUCUGACUAAAAUGGUAUAUGCUAAAAGUGCCCUUUAAACUGCUAAAAAUGUGGAAGUGCCAUAUUCAAUUAAAACUUGUAACCUAUCCUAAAAGAUGAUAUACCGAAAGAUGAUUUAGAUUAAGGAAUUUAUGAUUUUUCUAAAUCUAUAUUUACGUGCAUCUAAUGCAAUACCUAGUACACUGUUAGUCCGAGUUUUAAUUAGUGCGAUUAAUGUGGUUUAUACUGUCUUGAGUGUGCUUAUGAAUUUUAAGGAGACUUAGUAAAUUAUAGAAAAUAAAAUUUUAGAAACUAAGUAUACUAAUUUUUAAAAUGUGUAAAAUGCAAACCAGGUUAUACAUUGUCUUCAAAUAGAAAAGAUUGCUAUUAGAUCUACUAAUUAGGUUAUUGCUUAGAUUAAGAUUAAAAUGAUUAUAAAACUGGUUUAUCUUUAAGGACCUUCCUUGAUCUAUCUUCAACCUAUUAAACACUUAAUUGCUUAACAUGCAAAUACAAUACAUGCUUAUACUUAUAUCGUUAAUCAUGCAUAAAUUUUAACUAUUAUCCUCCUGGAAAUUAUGUUUAUAAUUGUUAAUAUAAUUAUGAUUAUUCUUAUUAUUACAAAACUACAUUAAAUACUUGUAUAAAUGGAUCUCCAACUGUUUAUUAUGGAGGUAAUCUGUCCUGUGAUUUCAAUACUGAAUGCAAAAAAUAAAUAUAUAAAUGUCUUGAGUGCUUUGUCUCUGCCAAUACAUAUUAAUGCAAAGUUUGUUCUUAAGGAUAUAUUCCAAGUAUUCUUGGAUGUAUACCUUGUCCUGAAACUUGUUAAACCUGCUAUGAAGAAGGAUAUAUUAACUUUUAAAGAGUUAAUUUUACUACAUACAUAAUCAAUACACCUUAAACCACAAACAAUUUUACUUUAUAUUAAAGGCUGAAUUAUUAAAAUGUUUUUAUGAUAAAAAUGAAGUGCUCAGAUUGUAAAUUUGGUUAUUUUCUUGAUUAUACGCAAUAACAUUGUUAAAAACCUUAAUGUGGUAAAUAUUGCCAAAAUUGUAUUAAUUAUAAAGAUAGUCCUUUAUGUAUAUCCUGCAAUUACACAAAACUUUUCAAUCUCAUAGCUCCUAUUUAAGGUUAUAUAUCUAAACUUCAUUACGGAACCAACUUUCUAAGCAAUUUCUAAUAAAUGGUCACAUUUGACUCCUUGUAAAAAAACUGCUAAAUUUGUCCACUUCUAUGUGAAACUUGUGAAGAUAAUAAUUUAGAUUUGGUUUUGGAUCCUUUAAGUUUGUAUUAAGUAAAAUGUUAUUCAUGUAAAAAAUAAUUACCAAGUAAUUAUGGAGAUAUGUAAAAAUAUGAAAUCAGAUAUGACAAAGCAAGAAAGAGAUGCAUUUAUUGUUUAAAAAAUGAUAAUGGGUGCUUUUUUAAGAAAAAAACUGAGAUCUUUGUUGAAUGUGGGACAGCCAGCCAACCUUUAGGUAAAGGCACACUUGAUGAACCACUUAAUUUAUAUAGAAUAAAAGAAAUAAAUAUUGAUAAACUUAUAAUAAAUGAACCUGAAUUCGAUAUAUCAUUAGUUUAUUACAAUGAACUUCAAUUAAGAGAAAUUGAUUUUACCAUCAAUUUCAUUGAUACAUCAAGAGUUUGCAAUUAGGAUUUUGCUUUAAAUAUCAACACUAAUAUUAAAAAUAAGAUUCCUUCAAUUUAGACUCUUUCUAUCACUUUGAAUGCAAACUAAACAAACAGUUUAACAGAUUAUGUAAUGUUAUAAAAUGACAUAGCUACUUUUAAAGGUUUUAGCUCUUUUAAGAUUUAAAAUAUGAAUGUCAAACCAAAAAAUUUAAACAAUAAUUUCGGUUUCAAAAUAUAUGAAGAACAUAUAAAUAAUAUAGAAUUUUAGAACACAACAUUCUUGUGUUAACGCUAAUAUUCAAACUAACUUUAAACUUAUUUUGAUAAUUUUAAUGGGACGUUUAUCAUGAAUAACACUUUAUUUAAUAACUGCAGCUUUUAUUAAUAGACUCUCAUAAACGUUCAUUCAGACUUUUACCCUACAUUUAUAACUUAUUAAUUGAUAAACUUGUCUAUUUUAUAUUCAGAUUUUUCUCAAAAAUCUAAGUUUGUUUCAGUCAGUAGCCCUAGCGAUUUAGAAAUUUAAGAUUUUAAAUUUAUGCAUGGAUCACUCAAAUAUCAAUCAUAUAUCACUCUAAGAAAAUAAGCAAGCAUAAAACUUAAUAUACAAAUUUUUAGUGCUGCUUAAUUCACAAUCGUACAAGGUUAUACUAAAAUGAAUAUUAUAUAAGCUUAUAAUACAAUUCAACCACCUAUAAAUCUCUAAACUGAUUCCUUUUUUUCCACUGUAAUUAACCUGAAAAAUGUAAUUGGGAAAUUAGAAAUAAUAAAUUCAAGAAUAAUAAAUGCCUAGAAUCAUCCUAACCAUAAUCUUCUUUAUAUCUAAGGAAGCUAAAUUUAGAUACAGAAUUCAAAUUUUACAAUACUUGCAAAUAAUUAACAAAAAUUAUAGUUUUUAAGUGGUAGUAAUAGUAUUCUAGGAGGUAUAGCAAUGAUACAAUGUUCAACUUUAAAAAUAUUAAGCAGUAGCUUUAGUGGUGGAUUGUCACUUUAAGGAGGAGGUUUAUACAUAUAAGCUAUAUCACUUGCUAAUAUUUAUAUAUAUUAAACAAAUUUCAUAGAGAAUUGGAGUUUUUCUUUAAGCGAUCCUAAAAACUCUAAUGGAGGAGCUAUUUACAUUAAUUAAAUUCAAUAAAAUGUAGGUGUAACCCUUAGAUUUAUUUAAUGUCUCUUUUCUAAUAAUUUUGCUUAUAACAAAGGAGGAGCUUUGUAUGUGUCUUUGAGUUAUAAUAAAUUUUAUUUGAAUUUGCUGUUAUCAAACUUUACAAAUAAUUUUUCAUCAGAUGGAAGUAGCUUAUAUUCCUCUUAGAAAAACCUUACAAAUAUAGUGUAGAUAUAGCAAACUUAUAAUUUAUAUUCCUAUAAGUAUAUCUCAGAUUUUAUAUAGAAAAUUGAAUAAUUUGAAAAACCAUUAAGCUUUUCUCCAAGUCUCUAUCACUUGUAAGGUUUUAAUCAGGUUUACUUAUUCUAAAAUACAUUUAUAGUUGAAACAACAAGUAUAUAGCUAAAUUCUAAAGAAAACGAGUUUUCGUUUAUCUUUUAAAGUUUAAUUAUCUUUGAUUCGAUUAAUUAUCUUCAACUUGCUUAAAAUAAAAUAAGUAAUUUUAAAGUAUAAAAUUACUUACUUAAAAUGACUAAUAUAGAAAACUUAAGCUUGUUAUAAGAUUAAUUUUUUGAUAAUAAAUAAUUUAUUUAUAAUCCAAAUCAAUUUAUAGCAAAUUCAUUAAUAAUAGUUUAAGCAAAUUCUAUUAAACUGGAGUAAAUUAUUUACAUAAACAAUACUUGCAGUAAAUGUGUUUAAGGAAAUUUGAGGCUAAUUUCUAAUCACAUUUUAAUAGCUGAUAGUACUUUUCAAUCGAAUACUGCUCUAAAUGGAGGAGCUCUUUCAAUUUCAAAAUAUAUAAAAGAUGAAAUAAUGACAAAUAAACUUAGAUUUUUACAUUUUAAUACUUAUUAUGAAGAAUAUUUAAUUAGAAAAUCAAAUUAAAAUUAAACAAUUUAUAAUUCAACAUUUUUCAAUAAUACUGCUUUGAAUAAUGGAGGAUCAAUCAUAGCAUCAAAUACUUUUUUAUACAUAAUAAAAAGCAGAUUCUAAGAAAAUAAUGCAAAUUAAUUUGGAGGGGCAAUAGUAUCUGACCUUAAUGAUAAAUUUGAUCAAUUCUAAAAGAUCCAUUUAAUAAAAAAUACUUUUUAAAGUAAUAAAGCCAGAAUUGGAAGCAGUUUUUAUCAGAUGUAGAAUCUGCCACUACACUAGCAUUUAGAUAAUAAGCUCUCUUAAAACAAAGCAUAACUAUACAAUAAUAAUCUAAUCUAAUUUGCUGUUCAAAUUUUAGGAAUAAAGGGCAAAUAAACUUACAGAAACUCUUUAUCAAUAGAUAAGCAUUUGAGUGGAAAAUUUAAGGAUAGCAUUAUUCUGUAAUUGGUUAAUAACGAAGAUUAGCCUAUAACAACUCUCAACGAAGAAAUUAAAUUAAAUGUUUAAGUCUUAAAAGGAGAAGAUUAUUAUAUUGAUUAAUAUUAUAUAUCAUAAAAAAGUGGUGUAUUUGAAAUAUUAGAUAAAAUAAAUGUUUUUGGAAGGCUUGGAAAACAAAUAAUAUUAUAAAUAUCUUCUGAGUAUGCAAAGUCUCCUAUUUACAAAUUAGAUGGCGAAUUAUCUAAAAUAGAAACUAAUAUCUCCUUUGAAAUAGAAAUAAACAUAGUUGAAAAAUGCCCUGUAGGUACAACUUAUUUUAAUGAUACUAUAAAAAAGGAUUUAUGUAAUCCCUGUCCUUAAUUUAUGUAUAAUUUAAAUGAUGGUGAUAAAUGUCAUAAAUGUCCAGAUGAUUUUUUAUGUUAAAAGACAAGCAUUUAUUUACCUAGAGGAUUGUGGAGAUCAAAGAAUAAUAGCUAUACUUACAUCGAAUGUUAUGGUUAUUUUUAGUGUGUAGGAGAUAUUGAUAGAGAAGAAAUAACAGAAUAGUUUUCUGAUGAAAAUCGUUAUUGUAAAGAAGGAAAUAUUGGAGCCUUGUGCAUGGAUUGUGAUUUAUAUGGAAAAUAUUGGAAUGAAAGGUAUUAUCAAGUUGCUACUUACACUUGUUUAAAAUGUGGAUAAUUCAAUACUAACUUAAUGAUUGAUAUCAUAGUACUUCUGCUUAGUAUAGCUUUGCUUGCUAAAAUUGCAAAGUCUAUUUUUAUGCUAAUGGAUUAUUUAAAGAUUUAAAAAGUAUUUCAAGUUUUGAAAAUAUAUUUUAAAUAUGAUUAAAGAUUUUUUGUAAUUUCUAGCAUUUUACUUAAUUACUUUACUCAACUAUCAUUGUGUACAAAAAAUAUGAUUUACUUGCCAAUAUAUAUAAAGCAGAUUUUUCUAGGUUUUGGAAAUCCAUCUGAAAUCUUCCUAAAACUAUUUGACUGUGUUUUAUCUUAGAUUAUUUUGUUUUAAGAAAAUAACUAUUCUUACUUCUAUUUUAGAGUAGUCAUUCUGUUGAUAUUUAACUUUUUAAUUUGUUUGUUUACACUGCUUUGCUUUAGAAUUUUAAAAAAGAAGGACCUUUUAGUUCAUACCUCAGUACUAAUAUAUUUCAUCAUUCAUUUAUUUACUCAUACAAUAGAUUCAACUUUAGGAAUGAUAUUUUGUGUGAAAGUAGAUGACUAAUUUUAUAUAAACUAAUAUCCUAGUAUUAAAUGUGAUGAAGACCAUUUAACUUUUGUUAAAAAAAUGCUAAUACCUUGUCUUUGUUUUUAACUGCUCUUUAUUUUUUUAGUUUUUCUCUACAUUAUUAGAGAAAAUCAAAAUAAAACUAAUUCCAGGAAAAUUUCAAGCAUAUUUAACUAAUUCUAUAAGCAUUUUUGGUGGUAUUUUUACUAAAUAUUGAUAAGACUGCUUGUUAUAGCUAUAGAUAAUUACUUCUUUUUCGAUGUAUAUUUAAAAGGCUCAGUAUUAUGCUCAUUGUAUUUGUCAUACACUCUCACACAACUAUACUUUAAACCUUACACUAGACUCUAGUUUAAUUACUUUGAUAUUUUUAUUUCUAUUUUAAUAACUAUUAAUUUUGGAAUGAUUGAAAAUCUGAACUAGUUUUUCAAUCAAGAAAGAAUUUUUGUUGCAUUUUUAACUUUGAAUAUAUCAUGUGCUAUCGGAUUGAUCUAUUGGGCAAUUAUAGAUGAUUUUAAAUUAAAAAUUUUUAAAAUUGUAAGUAAAAUUAGGAAGAAUAAUAUUAAUGCUAAAAAAAAGUAAUCUCCCAUCCUUUUGUGGAAAUAUUUAAGGUUAAGAAUAUUCAGUAGAUAGAUAUUGAUUGAUAAUAACAAUGAAAAAUUAUUUUAUUGGAACAUCUCAAAAUACAUUUCAAAACAAAAUACUCUUCUUACAAAUUUAUAAAAGUGA